Hyposmocoma kahamanoa is the source of this 1122-nucleotide messenger RNA. RefSeq names its product odorant receptor 4-like. Gene Ontology annotation, biological process: sensory perception of smell; detection of chemical stimulus involved in sensory perception of smell. The record is from RefSeq and is a predicted model, not a curated record. The transcript has 8 exons. Gene Ontology annotation, cellular component: plasma membrane. Bases 1 to 1122 code for a protein of 373 amino acids. Gene Ontology annotation, molecular function: odorant binding; olfactory receptor activity. NCBI's taxonomy places the organism in Eukaryota, Metazoa, Arthropoda, Insecta, Lepidoptera, Cosmopterigidae.
AUGGGUGGAACAGUAUUGCUUUUUGACAAAUCUUUACGUAAAAUUGAAUAUCUAUUCCGUUGGUCUGGGAUGCAUUUAAGAAACCGAGAAGAGUAUAACGAAGCAGUGAAAGGAGAAUCACUCAUUUCACUCACCUAUUCCGCACCUACACUGACGCUAGGCAUUUUAAGUGUUUUGAAGUCUGCAUCGUUCAUGUGGUAUUACGACUGUGUCGAUAAAUUGGUCUACAAAUUGAGACAACUGGAAACCAAAGCCGAUUUCAACAGUACAACAAACAAAGCAUUGGUAGAAGAACCGGUCAAUUUCUUGAACUUUGUAAUAAAAGUUUCAAAUUUAUUCAACUGGCUUUUGUUAGUUGCGUUUCCGUUAAUGCCGCUUGCUACAACGGCAUAUAAUUAUUUUAUUUUGAAUAAAACUGAAUUGAUGCUGCCUUUUCUCGUCGAGUAUCCCUUUGACCCAUUUAAUAUUAAGGUAUAUCCGUUCGUUGUGAUCGAUCAUAUAUGGGGGGCAAUGGUCGCACUAUUUUGGAUAUUUGCUUCUGAAUCUUUCUACUACAUCUGUACUACUUUCAUCGUGGUUCAAUUCAAGUUGCUACAACAAAAUAUAUUACAAAUAAUCCCUGAAAAUAGUGACAGUGUAGUUAGGAACGAAGAUGUAGUAUUUCAUACAAAACUAGUCGAAUUGGUUGAGUGGCAUCAGGAUCUCAUAGAAGCCGUGAAAUUAAUAGAGACAAUUUAUUCAAAAUCGACGCUAUUCAAUUUCGUGUCCAGUUCAGCGAUAAUUUGCCUAACAGGAUUCAAUGUUACGACUAUUGACGAUCUGGCUUUCGUCGUGAUGUUCCUUACAUUUCUCUGCCUUUCUUUGACGCAGAUAUUCUUUCUCUGUUUCUUUGGAGAUAUUAUAAUGAGAUCAAACAAAGAAGUGGGUGAUGCUGUCUAUAAUUGUAACUGGUAUAUGACUAGUGCCAAAAACGCUAAAAUGCUACACUAUUUACAACUGAGGGCACAAAAACCAUGUAAAUUAACCGCAUACGGUUUCGCUGAUGUAAACGUGAAUGCUUUUUCUAAGAUCAUGAAUUCGGCUUGGUCUUACUUCGCACUUCUGAAAACUGUUGACAGAUGA